ACUGACUGGCACUGAUAGGUGACACUGAUUGGCAGCACUGAUAGGUGGCACUGAAUGGCAUUGAUAGGUGCCACUGACUGGCAGCUCGGGUGGGCACUGAUAUGUGGCAUUGAUGUGCACUGGUAUGCACUGUUAUGUGACAUUGAUGUGGCACUGAAAGGCACUGGCACGUGGCACUGAUCGCCACUGACAGCUGGCACUGAUGGACUUUGACAGGUGGCACUGCUGGGGCUACACUGAUCAUCAGGGCACACUGGUCAUCAGUGCCCUGAUGAUCACUGUCAGCGUGACAGCUCAAGAGGAG
Molecule: messenger RNA, 304 nt
Organism: Staurois parvus
Lineage: Eukaryota; Metazoa; Chordata; Amphibia; Anura; Ranidae
Source: the annotation of a GenBank genome assembly